GUGUAGCCUAUGACCUUUGCCCUGUUGUAUUUGGUUGGGUUCCAUGAGCUUGUGCCCGGGAGCCGCCAUGCGACUUGCUGGAACCUGGACGUGGUUCUUGCUUUCCUUACCAAACCAAGCGAGACACACCGGGAAACCUCGUAGCACUGUCUCACCAUUUUAUUGCUCACUAUGUUACCGACCUCGCCAAAGAAUUUAAGGCAUUUAUGCUCUUGAUUGGCAAAUAAGGGAAGCGGCUCACCAGGAAUCUACAGCUCAAGCCAUGGGAACUCGGUGAACACAGGAUCAUGUGCUUUAGAUCCUACAGGAUGGCUUCUUCCUGUUUGACCAGAGUAAAAACUUACAGGUCUCCUUGGAAGAGAUUAUACAGUACUUCACAAACAACAGUUGACAGCAGGGAGGUCAAAAACUUCCUGGCCCUGGCUCACACGUGGUGGGACGAGUGUGGAAAGUUUGCACCUCUUCACUCUAUGAAUGACCUGCGCGUGCCGUUCAUUAGAGACAAUCUUUUGAAAACAAGUGCUACUCACCAUCCAGGAAAGCCUUUAUCUGGGAUGAAGAUUCUUGAUGUUGGCUGUGGCGGUGGGUUGUUAACUGAACCUCUAGGACGGCUAGGAGCUUCAGUUGUCGGAAUCGACCCCGUGGAUGAGAUGAUUAGGAUAGCACAGCACCAUAAAUCAUUUGAUCCAGUCCUGGAUGAGAGGGUACAGUACAAAGUGUGUUCCCUGGAGGAGAUUGUGAAUGAGAGUACAGAGUCUUUCGAUGCUGUUGUGGCUUCUGAAGUUCUAGAGCAUGUGAGCAACCUUGAACUGUUCGUCCAGUGCUGCUAUCAAGUAUUAAAACCUGGUGGCUCUCUAUUCAUUACUACAAUAAACAAAACACAACUGUCGUAUGCCUUGGGAAUUGUUUUCGCAGAGAGAAUUGCAGGCAUUGUUCCAAAAGGCACUCACAUGUGGGAGAAGUUUGUUUCACCUGAAAAGCUAGAGAGUAUCUUGGAACCAAAUGGUCUGUCGGUUGAAACUGUGGCAGGAAUGGUCUAUAAUCCUUUCUCAGGUUUCUGGCAUUGGAGUCAAAAUACCAGCCUUAACUAUGCAGCCCACGCUGUGAGGUCCAGGGCUCAGGAACACCAGGAGCCUGCUGAGUCUGCCUUAAAGGGGGAAAUGGAAGCACUCCAUGCUAAUGCCUCCAGUAGCCCGAGUGGACAUGCAGCAGAAAUAUGAGAUUCCUCCUAGGACGGUAGUAAACAUGCUUGAAAUUGUGUUGUUUACAAAUUAAAAAAAUCUUACUCCUUUUUGGGAGAGAUUUUGGAGAACAAAAGGUCAAUAAAAAUAUCUAAAUCAA
This is a messenger RNA of Apodemus sylvaticus (European woodmouse), 1341 nucleotides long. It is a transcript of the gene Coq3, whose product is annotated as coenzyme Q3, methyltransferase. The transcript has 7 exons. The coding region runs from base 288 to 1220 and encodes 310 amino acids. The record is from RefSeq and is a predicted model, not a curated record. Lineage: Eukaryota; Metazoa; Chordata; Mammalia; Rodentia; Muridae. Gene Ontology annotation, biological process: ubiquinone biosynthetic process. Gene Ontology annotation, molecular function: 2-methoxy-6-polyprenyl-1,4-benzoquinol methyltransferase activity.